GUGCUAUAUUGGGAGAAGUUUUCUAUCAGCGCGCGGAAUCUACGGGCUGAGCAAUCAUCAGGUAUCUGCGGUAUCAUCGAGAGUAUCGCGAUUCAGUUCGUACGCGACAUCCUAUCGCGAGUGACGUUGAUUUAAUAUCUUCUCCCUCGUGGUGGACGUUUCUCUCUAUUCUGAUAUACGUGGACUCAUCGGCGCUGACUGACAAGCUAAAACAACGAGGUCACUUUGCACGAUUCGUCAUAACAAAACUCAUGUUUUUGAAAUUACAAACGCUAUAAACUUGUCGAAACAUAUGUCUCCGGCAAAUUACAAAUAACAUGUUCUUUUUCGGCAGUUUGAUGUUCUGCCAUGUGAAUGCUGAAUUGUAAACAAUACGUCGUCAGUAUAUCGAGAGUCGUGAUUUUAUUUGCAGCCACUGUAAAUAGUGUAUUCGAUCGAUUUACAACUGCGAGCUUUUCGAUUGUGCAAAAUUGUGUAAAUAUAAAGGGACAAAAAGAGUGCAUGAACUUGAACAACUGUGCAUAGCGACUGUUGUUUGGGAAUUAAAUUACAUAAAUAUUUUAGUGGUGCGACAUAUAAAAGAGUGCGCGAUUUCUAUUGAUCUUUCUGAGCAAAUUAUAAUUAAAUUAAUUAAAUUGUGAUUUUUUAAUUAAAUUAUAAUUUCUGUGUAACUCUACAAUCGAGCGGGAUAUAAUUGUUCUUCGGACAAAAGGCUCAAGGACACGGAAGUAUCAUCUUGUCGAACAGCAAGAAGUGAACACGUACCUGCGCUUUUAUCCCGCUCAAUUUCGCGUCGAGAGAGAUUGCCCUCGAAGGAACAAUACGAACACCGCGGCAUUCAUCAGGCACUCAGAAUGCAAUUCCUUUCGGCGCACGCUGUCUCGGGGAUUCAUCAAAGAAUUCAGGACGCAUAAGCGACUAUCGUUUCUCUGUUCGCAUCUCCUUCCGCGGAAGGAUCCCGCGAGAGGAAGAUUCGAGCGUAUAAACGGAUGACCUGUUAACGAGGCGUCAGCAAGGUUUACUGAUUUCGACGAGUUUAUCGAAACGCGAGUCGCUCUGCUCAUUUGUUUGCACUUGCGAUUCCGAGACAUGAUAUCAGAAUGCGCGGAGAACGGAACGCUCGAUUGCUGGCGGAAUUUGACCGAGGCCGAAUACCUGAACGCGGUGCUCGGACCCAAGUAUUUGCCCUUAAGUCUCGUAAUACCGCUCACGAUUGCUUACGUGGUUAUCUUCGUCACUGGCAUCUUCGGCAACGUCGCCACGUGCACGGUCAUCGUCCGGAACGCAUCCAUGCGAACCGCCACCAACUAUUACCUCUUCAGUCUGGCCAUAUCCGACCUCACUCUACUUACACUGGGUCUUCCCAAUGAAUUAAGUGUGUUCUGGCAGCAAUAUCCGUGGGCAAUGGGCGUGGCGCUUUGCAAGAUCCGGGCAUAUGUAUCGGAGAUGUCAUCUUAUGUCUCAGUUCUCACGAUCGUGGCGUUUUCUAUGGAGAGAUAUCUGGCCAUCUGUCACCCAUUGCGCGUUUAUUCGAUGAGCGGUCUCAAAAGACCAACUCGCUUCAUCCUUGCAGCCUGGUUAAUCGCGAUAUUCUCCGCCAUACCUUUUGCGAUUUACACCAAAGUCAAUUUCAUCGAAUAUCCGCCAGGAUCAGGAAAUUAUUCGGCUGAUUCGGCGAUUUGUGCGAUGCUUCUGCCCAACAUGCCAAAAUUUCCUCUGUACGAGCUCAGCUGUAUCGUAUUCUUUCUGAUACCGAUGCUUAUAAUCCUCGUGAUGUAUACGAGGAUGGGAUUGAGAAUCAAGAGCACGACGAAAGAUGCACUGGGUGCGAUACAAGGCACCGUACACGGCGAUUAUCGACAGAUUCAGUCCAGGAAGUCUGUCAUCAGGAUGUUAAGCGCGGUUGUUAUCAUGUUUUUCCUGUGUUGGGCUCCGUUUCACACGCAGCGUCUGCUUUAUAUUUACGCGCAAGAAUCCGAUUACUAUUUGGACUUAAACGAAUGGUUGUACAUUUUAAGCGGCUGUCUAUAUUACUUCAGCGCCACCGUUAAUCCUAUUUUCUACAAUCUGAUGAGCGUCAAAUAUCGUCAUGCGUUUAACCAAACGAUAUGCUGCAGAAAUAGAAGAUCAGCAAAAAAAACUUUAAAUCAAAAAUCUUAUCUAUGCAGAUGCGAUUUCUCGAAUAAAGAUCACGAUCGAAACAUUAUGUGUUCCGUCAGAUGUACCAUUGCCCAAGCCAAAGAGAUAUUGUGUUUUACACCGAGCAGAGGAGAGAAUACCAAGAACAGCAGCAGAAGUAACGGAAAUACAAGCAGGUUCUUUCAAAACGCCUACUUGCAAAAGGAAAAUUCAUCGGAACCUCUCUUUGCAAGGGGGCAUUAUCUCGCUAACAAACAACUCAGCAACGAAAGCACAACGUCCACGAAAAGAUCAGAGGACACUGUUUCUGUAGUUAAAUGCGAUCUGUGAUCUAUUUUAAUUCACUAUUUUUAGAUAUAUAUAUAAAACAUAUAACGUUGUAAAUAGAUAAAUAAGUUUGUACAAUAUAAUUUGCA
Molecule: messenger RNA, 2555 nt
Organism: Linepithema humile (Argentine ant)
Lineage: Eukaryota; Metazoa; Arthropoda; Insecta; Hymenoptera; Formicidae
Product: neuropeptides capa receptor-like
Biological process (GO): neuropeptide signaling pathway
Cellular component (GO): plasma membrane
Molecular function (GO): neuromedin U receptor activity
Source: RefSeq, a predicted model, not a curated record